GUCUCACUUCAUCCCAUCAUCAUCAUCCACAUCAUAACCAACGACAAAACAUCUCCUUUCAAUCUCCAAGGAAAAAGUCCAAUGGCUUUGGCUCGUUUCGCUCUGAAACAACUGCAGCGGAGGGUGGGAUCUGCUUCUGCUUCUUCCACUGCGGAAACUAGGCCAGUAAUCGGUGCUGCCCAGAACCUCGUAACCAGAAGCUUUUCUACUGAGAAAGCGAAAUCUGAUCAAACCACGGAGGUGACUGUGUCUGAAGGCAAGAAGCCGAGGUUAUUUCCUAGGAGACAACGAAGAAGAUGGCCAUGGAGGAACGAUGACAGAGACUUCCCGCCUGCCCUUAGUGAGUUCUUCCCAUCUGGGCUAGGGAAUGCACUGAUGCAAGCGACAGAGAACAUCAACAGACUAUUCGAGAACAUGAACAUAACACCAUGGUCAUUGAGUGGGCGUGUGAAGGAGAGAGACGAUCACUACAAGCUGAAGUAUGAGAUGCCAGGGAUUCCCAGAGAGAACGUGAAGAUCACCAUUGAUGAUGGAGUUCUGAACAUAAAGGGAGAGCACAGGGAAGAGAAACAAGAAGAGGAAGAAGACGAGUACUGGGCAUCAAGCAGCUAUGGGUACUACAACACGAGCCUGGUCCUGCCUGAUGAUGCCAAGACUGAUGAAGUCAAAGCUGAGUUGAAGGAUGGUGUGCUCACUGUUACGAUCCCCAGAACUGAGAAGCCCAAGAAGGAUGUGAAGCAUGUGUCUGUUCAGUGAUGAAGGAUUAACUUGAGCUGCUGAAUCUUUGUUCACUGUGUGAAUAACCUGCGUUGUGUUUGCGUCGUGUCAACAGAUAACCUGUCUUCUUUCUUGUGAAGAUGAAUCGAAGUUUCUGGUUUAUUUCUUAUUUUCACCUUAGAAGAGCUCUCUCAGAUACAAAUUUUUGUCCUUAAAAUCUCACGUUUCACUUGUCAAUUGUCAUAAUCCCUCACAACUGCUGGUUGCUCAGUGCUUUUUUUCGUCACCCCUUUCUAUCCGUAGUUAGAAAUGUUCGGGAAGUGGAUUGAGGGCCAACGGCCCAGCCCAACUAUCCGAGUGUUGUUAGUGUGACUACAUGGGUCAAAUUUAAAUAUUGUUAGGGUAAUUAGAGAUAAUUUUUUAAUGAAUUUUUUUUUUUUAAA
This is a messenger RNA of Prosopis cineraria, 1160 nucleotides long. RefSeq names its product 26.5 kDa heat shock protein, mitochondrial-like. The coding region runs from base 82 to 756 and encodes 224 amino acids. The record is from RefSeq and is a predicted model, not a curated record. Gene Ontology annotation, biological process: response to heat. The transcript has 2 exons. Lineage: Eukaryota; Viridiplantae; Streptophyta; Magnoliopsida; Fabales; Fabaceae.